AUGUCGGCGCCGAACCCGCUCCCAAAGUAUGUCUACAAGAUCAUCGACACCGAGCCCACGAGCCAGCUCUUAGACGAACUGCCCCUCUCCGAUCUAGACUCCAAAGACGGAUUCAUCCACCUAAGUGUCGCGAAGCAGGUUCCCAACGUUGCAGGUCUUUUCUUCGAGGCCCACACCACCCUAUGGGUCCUAAAGCUGCCCCUCGCCAGCCUAGGCCGCGUCGAGUGGGAGGGCAGCGAUGACCAGGGCAGAGCUUUUCCUCACCUAUAUGGGCGGUUUGGCGGGCGGGAGGUAGUAGGCAUCAAGGUGGUGCAGAGGUCUGCCAGCGAGGGGUGGAGGGGAAUAUUCGAAAGGGAUGACUGGCUUGAGUAG
Molecule: messenger RNA, 372 nt
Organism: Parascedosporium putredinis
Lineage: Eukaryota; Fungi; Ascomycota; Sordariomycetes; Microascales; Microascaceae
Source: the annotation of a GenBank genome assembly